CAAGACAUUUGUCUCCAUUGUGUGUCUUCUUAUCCGUCUGCAACCUUUGAAUUAACCUGGUGGUGUCUUUUCGCUGUUUACCUGUUAAUUAAUAACAUGUCUAAAAACACAACUUCGUCAGCUUUCAGGAAAAUUGAUGUAGAUCAAUACAAUGAUGAUUAUUAUAAGGAAGAAGAGGGAAGCGAACCACAUUCACCACCCACCGGACCUGAUGAACAGGAAAUAGUGAAUUUAGUGAAUCAAGGUAAACAUGUUGAAGCCCUAAAAAUACUGCUGCGUUCUGCACCAACAGGCACCAAGAACCAAAAUAUCAAAGAUGCUGCAUUUAAUCUAGUUCUGAAAGUAAUUUUGUCUAUAAAAACAAGUGAUAUGGAAAAAGCAGUUGCUCAGUUAGAUAGAGAUCAAAUAGAUAUACUAAUGAAAUAUGUUUACAAGGGUUUUGAAAAUCCAUCUGAAGGCAGAAGUGCUCAUCUUUUAGCAUGGCAUGAAAAAGUUUAUGCUGCUGGUGGUAUCGGAAGCAUUGUAAGGGUGCUCACAGAUAAGAAAAGAGUUUGACAUAGUAUUAUGAAGAAUUUAUCAUUAAUUUUAUAUUAUAGACUUUUGUACAUUUUCUAAUAUACUAAAUUUGUUAAAGUUCUUUUAUUUGUAAGCAGGUACAUGAUUAAGGGAAAAACGUUGUAAAAAAAUAACUCAAUAUAAUUGAAAUUUUCGAUGUCAGGAUCAUUGUAUUGAAAAUAUUUUUCUUGGUUAUAAACAGUGAGGUUACUAUGUAAAAUGAAAUAUUUCAUUUCAUAUUUUUUCCCCUGUGUCUGUAGUUUGAAUUCUUUUUUGCUUCAUUUUCCGUAUAUUUCACUUUUUCUCAAAAUUGUAAAAUCAUGGAUUAUUCUCUUUUAGUUACAACAGUAUACUUGACUGGCAAAUUGAAUUUAUUGUAUAUUUAAACUAUACCCCUCCUGUACAGUAAUUACCCACAACAAAAUGUAUGCUGUUAAGCUUUUUGUGUUAUGUAUAAGUGUUGAAGUGCAAAAAACAAAAUAAUUAUGCAUUAAUAUAUAGUUCUUUCUUAUUUUGUGUUAUUUAAUUAUUCUGUCAUAUGUAGAAAUAUUGUGAUUUUAUGAAGAAACUUAUAUUUGUGCAUGAAUCAAAAUGUAUUACUAUUUGAAACUCUUAACACUUUUAAUGUAUAAGGAAAAGAAAACUGAGUUUCUUACAUGUUUAGCUUUGUAGUUACAGAAACAAAUAUCAUAUUGUAUGUAAAAACCAUUCUUGUCUGAGUGUACAUAAAUAUUACAUUGCUUGUAAUUUUAGUAAUGUGCAGGAGAUCUAUCCUGCUUUUGAUUCUAAACUUUUGGCUAGUUGGAUUUUUUUUUUUUUGUUUCAUUUAAAGGAUAAUUAAUGCAUUUGCUUUAGAACAUGAUAAUACUUUGUAGAGCUUAAUUUUAAUUUCAUUGAAACAAUCA
Messenger RNA from Stegodyphus dumicola, 1460 nucleotides. RefSeq names its product Actin-related protein 2/3 complex, subunit 5 (gene Arpc5). Gene Ontology annotation, cellular component: actin cytoskeleton; Arp2/3 protein complex. Gene Ontology annotation, biological process: regulation of actin filament polymerization; Arp2/3 complex-mediated actin nucleation. The record is from RefSeq and is a predicted model, not a curated record. NCBI's taxonomy places the organism in Eukaryota, Metazoa, Arthropoda, Arachnida, Araneae, Eresidae.